AUGCAGAGGCAACCGGUCACUGAGGAGACUUAUCUGAGGGACUUGCCUUACAGUGCUCUUGCUGUGCUUGCGGAAACCCUUGAUAUCAAUGGUUUAUGGGAGAGACUAGCGAGCAGGAUCCCAACAAAACCUGAUCAGCUUUUUACAGCAACUGAGGCCAACUUUGAUCCCAGGUAUACCAUGACUAAUAUCGCUAGUUUUGGAAACAGCAAAAAGAGUUGUACCAUGACUCUAAUUAGAGACUGGAGUAAAGAAAGAAAGAAAUGCAGUUUUGUAACAUUUCUUUCAUAUUUGUUUCAGGCACUUUAUCAAGCAGAGCUGAUAGCGGCUGCAGCGUAUGUUCAGCAGAAAGUCUUACAUACAGAACCGAGAAGCAGACAGACAGAGAAUGGCAGAGGUCCAGUUAUUAGUUCAGAAACUCAUCCAUUAAUUACAGACCCUGAAAGGGAAACAGUAAUGGCAGUCAGAUGCUCCCUGCCAUGUCCUCCAUCAGGAGACAACAACUGUAAUAGGUACAGCCCUUUUGUAUGUUUCUGCUUGAUAUCUAACUUCCUCUGUAUUAAAUGGAACAGCAGUAAUGAACAGUACCAUUUUUAUAAGAAGAUUAAUACUGAUGGAGGAAAUCUCAUUGGAGAGGGUGGCUUUGGCACAGUGUUCAUUGGUACAUUCUCUGAUGGAUACGAAGUUGCUAUCAAAUGUUUAAAAGAUGGGACAGAUGACAGUCUAGAGCAGUUUAAAACAGAACUGCAGACUCUGACCAUGUUUAAGCAUGAAAACCUGGUACAGCUGCUCGGAUACAGUGUUGACGAUGGUGAACCUCGAUGUCUGGUCUAUGAGUACAUGUCCAAUGGAUCUUUAGAGGAGAGACUUGCAUGCCGAUAUAACACAGAGCCGUUGUCUAACAACUUGCGGCUAGAGAUUAUUAAAGGUACAGCUGAUGGAAUAGCAUUUCUUCACAAAGGGGGUCUGGUACAUAGGGACAUCAAAAGUGCCAAUAUACUGUUGGACUCUGACUUUAAACCAAAGGUUGGGGAUUUUGCGACGGCCAGAGUUCUUCCUCAGGGAAUGGCCUCACACAUUAUGAAGACUUCUGUGGUAAUUGGUACAGCAGCAUACCUUGCUCCAGAAGCUAUUUCGUUUCACAUUCACCCAAGUCUGGACUCCUACAGUUUUGGAGUUGUCAUUUUAGAAAUACUUACAGGUCUACCAGUGACUGACCCAAACCGUGCAGAAAAAGACCUCAAGUUUCAUGUGCAAGAAUACUGCUCUGAAGGAGAUGAUGGUGAAGAACCUGGUUCAUUUUAUGAUCUACUGGAUCCUAAAGGAGGAGAAUGGAGUAAGAGCAUAGUGGAUGGGCUGUAUUCUAUAUCCUGUCGUUGCUUGGAGUAUGUACGAAAGAAGAGACCAGUUAUGGCGGACAUCGUCACAGAAUUGACCAGAUUAGAACAGAUUAUAAAUGAUGCAGAAACAGAAGUUUAA
Molecule: messenger RNA, 1479 nt
Organism: Candidula unifasciata
Lineage: Eukaryota; Metazoa; Mollusca; Gastropoda; Stylommatophora; Geomitridae
Source: the annotation of a GenBank genome assembly